Molecule: messenger RNA, 2993 nt
Organism: Siniperca chuatsi (mandarin fish)
Lineage: Eukaryota; Metazoa; Chordata; Actinopteri; Centrarchiformes; Sinipercidae
Gene: gid4
Product: GID complex subunit 4 homolog
Exons: 6
Coding region: 185-874 (229 amino acids)
Biological process (GO): proteasome-mediated ubiquitin-dependent protein catabolic process; negative regulation of gluconeogenesis; protein catabolic process in the vacuole
Cellular component (GO): extrinsic component of membrane; GID complex
Source: RefSeq, a predicted model, not a curated record
AGCCGAGCACCAGUUUCCAGCCAAUGAAAUUCAGGGAAGCUGGAUUCUCUUCAGUAGCGGGUCCAUGGGCUAGCUCGUAAAAUUGAGGGAAGUUUUGGACCUCGGGGCUUUAGUGCAUCUGGCAGACCGUCCUCUGUCAGUACCUAUUCUCUGUCCAGCUGUGGUGUGCUCAGUCAGAAAGUUCAUGACGGUUGCUGACGGUGACACUUUAGCGCUCAUCAUGCCCGUCCGAGCAGAGUGCCGCAGUACCACCGCUCCGGCCUGCCCAUCCUCGGCCUCGCUUGUUCCCCCUGCCCCUAUCAACACCCACCAGCCGGGGGUGGCCACCUCGCUGUUGUACAGCGGCUCACAGUUUCGGGGUUAUCAGAAGAGCAAAGGCAACUCCUACGACGUUGAGGUUGUUUUGCAGCAUGUGACUGUGGAGGACUCAUAUUUGUGUGGAUACCUGAAGAUCAAAGGCCUGACUGAGGAGUAUCCCACUCUCACAACGUUCUUUGCUGGUGAAAUUAUCAGUCGAAAAAGGCCUUUUUUAACUAGGAAGUGGGACGCAGACGAAGAUGUGGACAGAAAGCACUGGGGCAAGUUUAAGCCUUUUUACAAAUAUGCCAAAAGCUUCAACUCGGAUGACUUUGACUAUGAAGCACUGGACAACAGUGACUAUGUCUUCAUGAGGUGGAAGGAGCAGUUUCUAGUUCCAGACCACACUAUCAAAGAUAUUAGCGGUGCCUCGUUUGCUGGCUUCUAUUACAUCUGCUUCCAGAAGUCCACAGCCACUAUCGAGGGGUACUAUUACCAUAGGAGCUCAGAAUGGUACCAGUCUCUAAACCUAAACCAUGUUCGAGAGCACAGUAUGCCUAUUUAUGAAUUUCGGUGACAAACGCACAUAUGAGUAUUGAGUCAAGGGAGGGGACGGUCCACGCUGCCCUGUGGUUAAAUGGGACGAGAACGACGGAGAGAGCCCUUUAGUGCCAAGUGUAGAGCUGACCCAUUUCCCUCGCUGAAGGGGAAAUAAACAUGUGGUCAGACACUCAUCUGGAGGACUGACAGAAAGAAGGCACGGAGAGAGAAGAGUUGAAAGGAAGACAAAAGAUCAGCAACAGAUGGACAGUUCUUACAGUUACUGCAGAACUGAUGUUUGCCUCUGAUUUCAUUUUUAAUUUUAUUUUGUCCUUUUUUGGUCUGUUUUUUUUUUUUUUUUUUUAACUGUGCGCUCAUAGGAUCUGUCUCCCUCUAGUUGGACAUCAAAAUAGGUUCCUGUUUUGCUUCAGUGGAGACACUAAACAUAAGCCUUUUAGUUAAGAGCUGCAAAAGGGGGGGAAAAAGGUUUUGUUCAGUAAAGCAUAAUUUAUUUGUCUUAUUUUAAAUAUACAAUAUCUUUGCAGUAUCGCCCUGUAGUGAUUAAUACAGAGUAUGGUGGUGGGAUUAUAUUGCCAAAAGGUUGCAAAAGAAGCAAUGACGAGCAGUGAUCUACUUUUUAUGCAAGGUCUGUAAGAUUGUAAGUUAUGUUGCUCAGGGAUGGUAUGUUUGGGCAAUAUGUAUUUAAUAACUGAAAGCCAACGUCUGAAUGUGGGAAUUGGCUGAGUUAGGAUUACAGCGACGUUGACCUCCUAACAGGUAAUUAAUAACCAAUAAUUUCUAAGCUGCUGCUUUUUCAGAGAAUCCUCUAAACACAGUCUGCAAAUGGCUUCACAUCAAUUUUUCUCUAUGCAAGCCAGAGGUUACUAAUAGGUAGGAUUUCUAACACCAACGACUUAUUUUAUUUUUCAGAUCAUUUCUCUUCCAGAGUGUUUUAUUCAUUUUUUUUUUAAAUCAAGACUGGCCUUGAGUGGAAAUGCAUAAGAAAAAUAAGACUUAGAGGAAAAAUAAGUAGAUUUAUUGAAUUACAAUGACCAGCGUUUGAAGCUCAGAUAUGUGACAGUACAUUCCAACUCAGUUUAAAAAUGUAAAGAUUUUUCAGAAUUCCAGUCCCAUAAUAGGUGUCAACAAACGGUAGACCAGAAGAAUAGAGAUUUCAGGGCACAUGUGGAGUUUGACUGACUGGAAAAGUUAAGAUGUAACACGACAAAAGCAAUGCAGUGAUUUGAAUGUUGACCUUCAAUACAGUCUGUGGAUAAAAUCUUAGUUUUCUUUAGCUUCAGUUUCCUUGUUACAUUCAUCCUGUCCACAUUAUUUAUAUCUUUAGAAUCCGUUAAAUGUGGCUGAAGAGUUUAUUUUGCUGCAUUUUUCUCUUAACCUUUAAAACAAAGGCACAACAGUUGGACGUAACAUAAAAAAGCUUCACAUAACGUGCUUUAUCUACAAUGUAUUACUGUUCUGCGCUCAGUGGAAAAUAUUAUGUGAAAAAGCACCUUUUGUGGCUCAUGGAGACAAGUCUGAAAUGGGAAAGGGUGAUGGAGAAAGAAUAAAACCUCCUUUGGGAAAAACCUGCUGCCUUACAAUUUUAAAUGUUUGUAAAGCUCCCCUUUUUUUAAAAAAAAGACAAAGGAUUAGGUUAGUAAUGUUUUAUUUGAACCAAAUCAUGAAAGUAUAUUUCUGUGUUUGAGAGAAAUUGUGCAAAAAAUGACUGAACUUUCUAUCAACCACAUGAGGAUUCUUAAAGUUUCUCUGGAGAGGGUUCAUAUAAAAGUUAUGUGCUGGAGAGUGCAUGUACCCCGCCUGCCUCUUUGUUGCUUGUAGUCUUUCAGCCGGCUUGUUCGCCUGCAGCAUGACAAGUUGUGGGAAUACUGUUGGCACUAUAAUAUGUUUUUUUAACCCAAGUAAGUGUAUUGGAGAUGUUACAAUCCAAAUGACUUCAAAAUAAUUUGCUUUUUUUAUUUAUCAUAUAACAGAAAACAACCAAAUGUGCAAUGUAAGAAACAGAUGUUUAUGUGAGAGAGUGUCAUUAAGUUGUGACUGAAUACACCGAAUUUAAAAAGGUCAGUUUAAAGAAGAUGUAUGAUAUAUCUGCUAUGAGAGUUUUGUUUUAGGAGAAAUAAAGAGUGAACUAUUUCAUA